Messenger RNA from Aspergillus ruber CBS 135680, 3147 nucleotides. Its product is annotated as MFS general substrate transporter. The transcript is spliced from 5 exons. The coding region runs from base 1 to 3147 and encodes 1048 amino acids. Gene Ontology annotation, molecular function: transmembrane transporter activity. NCBI's taxonomy places the organism in Eukaryota, Fungi, Ascomycota, Eurotiomycetes, Eurotiales, Aspergillaceae. Gene Ontology annotation, biological process: transmembrane transport. The record is from RefSeq and is a predicted model, not a curated record. Gene Ontology annotation, cellular component: membrane.
AUGGGCUUCUUCGGCAAAGAAGAUCCCCCUGAAGACAUUAUCGAACAAGCCCCGACCAACGAUACCGAGAAACAGCUACCGUCACAUCAUUCCGAUGAGAAUGACACGGCGUUACCUCCGACUCCGGUCGUGCACAUCGAUCUGGCAGUGGAAAAGCGCAUGUUGAGAAAACUGGAUUGUCGACUUCCGUUACUCUUGGGGUUUUUGUAUCUGUUAGCUUCGCUGGAUCGGAGCAAUAUCGGAAAUGCCAAAAUCGCGGGCAUGGAGGAUGACCUCCAUCUCUCAAGUGAUGACUAUUCAUGGCUCCUAACUAUCUUCUAUAUCUCCUACACCGUGUUCGAGUUCCUAGGAAUCAUGUGGAAGAUCGUUCCGCCUCAUAUAUGGGCCGCCGUGGCUGUUUUUGGAUGGGGCGUCAUGGCCGUCUGUCAAGCAGCGACGCAAAACUGGCAGGGUAUGAUGGCCUUACGUUUCCUCCUGGGACUCUUCGAGGCGGCCUUUGGCCCCGGAGUCCCCUACCUGAUGUCGUUCUUCUAUCGUCGGAAUGAACUGGGACUGCGGUGUGGAUUGUACGCAUCUGCUGCUCCGUUGGCUAGCACGUUCGCCGGUGCACUCGCAUAUGGAAUCACGUCCGGGCAUCCCCUGUUGACUAGCUGGCGGUUGCUUUUCCUUGUCGAGGGUGUUCCUACACUCAUUGGUGCGGUGCUUGCCUGGUUCUACUUACCCGAUGGUCCAGCUUCUGCGAAUUUCCUGACAGCAGAGGAGAAAGAGGUCGCAUGCAUCAGGAGCUUGCGCCGCGGGGGUGAAGUGGAUCGCGUGGACGGGAUCGACUGGAAGGACCUGGGGAUGACUUUGCUGGACGCGAAACCGUGGCUCACUGCCUUCAUGUACUUCAGCUGCAAUGUCAGCUUCUCCUCCCUCCCCGUCUUCCUCCCCACUAUCCUUCAAGACAUGGGCUUCACCUCCAUCCACGCCCAAGGCCUCACCGCACCUCCAUAUUUCCUCGCUUUCCUCGUGACGAUUCUCAGCACCUGGCUAGCAGAUAAAUUUCAGCAGCGGGGCCUCAUGAUCAUAUUCCUAUCGGUAAUUGGCGCAGUCGGCUACGUUCUCCUCGCAACCUGCACCGCUGUGGGUGUCCGCUAUCUGGGCGUUUUCCUCGCCGCUGCGGGUGUUUUCCCCUGCAUCGGUAACAUCCUCCCCUGGGUCCUUAAUAACCAAGGCUCCGACAGCCGUCGCGGAAUGGGCAUCGUCCUCCUUAAUCUCAUCGGACAAUGCGGACCAUUCCUAGGCACGAAUAUCUUCCCAUCUAGCGAAGGGCCACGCUAUAUCAAAGGACAAUGGAUCUGCGCGGCAUUCAUGUUCUUCACAACAUUUUUGGCACUGAGUCUGCGGUGUUUGCUAGCUUGGGAGAACUGGAGAUUGAAUAAGAAGUAUGGGACAAGGGAGGAGAGGGAAAGUAGCGAGAAAGGGGUUAUUGCGGAGGAAAAUUAUGGAGCAGAUUUUCGCAGCAACGGCAUCCGCUUCUCAAUAACCAACGCCAACUCCCACCAACUCCCAACCAUCUACCACUCCCGCGCUGGAAUCUCCCUCUACGACGCUCAAUUCUCAUCCCCCAACAACACGCGCCGCCCCAUCCCCGGCAAUAUAAUCCAAGACGUCCUCACCCGCCUCGUCCACUUCCAGACUGUCUGCGAGGACUUCGAUGUACCGCCAGAGAAUGUACAUGUGCUAGCGACGGAGGCUACGCGCACGGCGCCAAAUUCUGAGGCAUUCAGGGCGCAGAUUCGAGAACGAACGGGGUGGGAGGUAAGGAUGCUCAAGAAGGAGGAGGAAGGGAGGAUUGGGGCGAUGGGGGUUGUUGCAAGUUGUGGGAAGCCGGCUGGUGGGUUGGUUAUGGAUUUGGGGGGUGGGAGUACGCAAAUCACUUGGAUUAUGACUGACAGGGAUGGGGAAGUUAGGAUGAGUCCGCACGGUUCGUUUAGUUUCCCCUACGGUGCAGCGGCGUUGAAGAAUAGGUUGGAGCAGGUUGAGGGAGAUAAGAAGGGAAGGGAGGUGUUGAAGGGUGAGAUGGUGAGGGAUUUCCAGCACGCAUAUCGAGAUUUGGAUGUACCAGAGGGGCUUUUACAGAUGGCGAAGGAGCGCGGUGGGCUUGAUUUGUAUCUUUGUGGUGGUGGGUUUCGCGGUUGGGGGUAUUUGCUCAUGGAGCAGGCCUCUGUGAAUCCGUAUCCGAUUCCUAUCAUUAAUGGAUUCCGGGUUCGCAAGAAAGUGUUUCAUGAUACAACGUCGGUGCUAGGGACAGUGGAUGCGGAUACCAAGAUAUUUGGCGUGUCGAAGCGACGAGCAUCGCAGGUCCCGGCUGUGGCCUUCCUGGUCAAUGUGCUCGUCGAUGCACUGCCGGACAUCCAGAACAUCCAAUUCUGCCAAGGAGGCGUGCGUGAGGGCUUUUUGUUUGAUCGACUGCCUGUGGAGAUCCGUGCUGAGGAUCCCCUCUUAGUAGCGACGAGGCCCUAUGCGACGGCGUCAGCAGACGUCUUUCAGCGUCUCUUGUCAUCAGUCUUGCCAUCUACCCCACCACCAGAGGGGUUGACGCAAGUGCCUCCCUCUUUUUCCCCUCAUCUGCUCUUUGCAUUGGCUAAUCUACUCUUCGCCCAUGUCACCAUCCCCAAAGAGUCCCGGUGUGCAACUGCCCUACAUAGCACCACCACAGGCCUCCUAGCAUCCACCAACAGCCUUACCCAUACUGACCGGGCCUUACUUGCCCUCAUACUGUGCGAGCGCUGGGAUGGAGAACUGGCUCCGACCGAUCAAUCACUUUACACACGACUGAGCCGGUGUGUGUCCGCAGGGGAAGUUUGGUGGUGUCGAUACUUGGGACGGGUAGCCGCUCUGAUUGGCGAUGUGCAUCCAGCGGGUAAAGUCUCUGGAAAUGAGACCCAGUGGAGGAUCCAAUUUGACUCGCAGUGGGACGAGUUGACCAAAGAGAAGAAAGGCGAGAGGCAGACUGUGCUCCGGUUGCGGGUGAGGUGGAACGGGGACGUCAUGCGGGAUAGCUCGUACAGUCUGGAUGAACACACCGGGAAGAUCGAAAAGGUCGGAAAGCAAAAGCAUUGGGUUGAGGGGAGCGGCUUAAAGGUCCAGGUGGAGGUUUGA